Molecule: messenger RNA, 429 nt
Organism: Eimeria mitis
Lineage: Eukaryota; Apicomplexa; Conoidasida; Eucoccidiorida; Eimeriidae
Exons: 1
Coding region: 1-429 (142 amino acids)
Source: RefSeq, a predicted model, not a curated record
AUGUACAGCUGGUGGCUGUGCUGGAGACAGCAACGAGCCGACUGGUGGCGUUUGGGGUCCCCACGGAGUGGCCGCGGGGUGUAUCUGCACGUCUUGCUGCUUCCUGGGGCAGCAGCAGGGGUUUCUGCUGCAGCAGCAGCAGCAGCAGCAGCAGCAGCAACAGCAGCAGCAGCAGCAGCAGCAGCAGGAGAAGGGGGGGAGCUGCUGCUCCUGCACCCGAGUGGGAAAGAGUUUUGCUUGAAUUGGGGAGAGGGGGCUCUGGCUGCAGCAGACAGCGAACAGAUGCAGCAGCAGCAGCAGCAUCACCAGCAGCAGCAGCAGCAGCAGCAGCAUCACCAGCAGCAGCAGCAGCAGCAGCAGCAGCAGGAACUUGUUGUGCUGCUGCUCAGUGUGAACCUGAGUUGCUGCAGGUGUCUGUCUGCCUUAUAA